Molecule: messenger RNA, 972 nt
Organism: Rotaria sp. Silwood1
Lineage: Eukaryota; Metazoa; Rotifera; Eurotatoria; Philodinida; Philodinidae
Source: the annotation of a GenBank genome assembly
UGGCCUUCUAUUGGGGGUCAAUUUUUGGCCAGUUUUUAAUCAAAAUCAUUUAAAAAAUUAAUAAUUAAUUAAUAACUUUAAUUGUUGUUUUUUAGAUGUUUUUUGCUGAAAAAACUACCAUUUUUUGUAAAAACUGUACUAUUUACGAUAGGAAAGGAAGGAUUUCGCAAAAAAAAUUAGAAAAUCGGUUAUAUUUCCUUCAUUAUUAAUUAAUAUUUAUGAAAAUUUCGAUAAUUUUGGAAUAUAUUAAUUAAUUAGUACAUGGCCUUCUAAUAGGGCGUUUGAACUUUUGCUCGAACAUGGCCUUAUACAGGGGGUGGCCGGCUAUUGGGGGGGGGGGAGGGGUUAGUUGACUCAAUAGAAAUAGAUUAAUAUAUUUAUUCCUACUAUUCGAUAGUUUGAUCAGUCAAAAAAAGACCUUUUGUAAGUAUAAGUUUUUCAUUGUUAAAUCUAAAUAAAAAAUUUCUCUUUUAUUUUUCUUUAACCCUUUGUUACUAACGUCAAAAAAAAUACAAAUUUACUAAUGUGGGUCAAAAUAACUCAGAACUUUAUUUACUAGUUUUAGUUUUAAUGUUGUCUCUUCUUCUCUUUGAAUCUUUUACAAAACUCCAUUAACAUAGUUUUUUUCUAAAUUCAAGUAUUUAAGAUCAAUAAUUAAAAUUUUAUUUUGUAAUUGUCAAAAAAUUACAAAAGUUUGUUUACUUGCUCUCAUGACACACAAGCAUACCGUGAUCUUUACAAAUAGGUUUAGAACGUUUAGCACAUCUCAAAAUGACUUUUCUAUCCUUCUCUCAAUCACAUAAAUAGCAUCUUUUGCGACCACCUGAAAAUGAAGUUGAUGCUACUAUUGUUGUUGAUGAUGAUGAUGAUGAUUGUGAUUCUGAUAUUGAAAUUGUAUCGAUUACCCUCUUAAUAAAUAAUUUUGUUGUCGCUCCAUUUUCACAAUUUCUUCGUUUUAACGCGUGCAAAUAA